Molecule: messenger RNA, 15366 nt
Organism: Carlito syrichta (Philippine tarsier)
Lineage: Eukaryota; Metazoa; Chordata; Mammalia; Primates; Tarsiidae
Gene: STARD9
Product: StAR related lipid transfer domain containing 9
Exons: 33
Coding region: 1-14034 (4677 amino acids)
Biological process (GO): spindle assembly; microtubule-based movement
Cellular component (GO): cytoplasm; nucleus; centriole
Molecular function (GO): lipid binding; microtubule motor activity; microtubule binding
Source: RefSeq, a predicted model, not a curated record
AUGGCGAACGUGCGGGUGGCCGUGAGGGUCCGGCCCCUCAGCAAGAGGGAGACCAAAGAAGGUGGAAGAAUUGUUGUGGAAGUUGAUGGCAAAGUGGCAAAAAUCAGGAAUUUAAAGGUGGAUGGUCGACCAGAUGGCUUUGGGGACUCCAGGGAGAAGGUUGUGGCAUUCGGCUUUGAUUACUGCUACUGGUCAGUCAACCCAGAGGACCCUCAGUAUGCAUCUCAGGAUGUGGUGUUCCAGGAUUUGGGGAAGGAAGUACUCUCUGGAGCUGCCAAAGGCUAUAAUAUAUGCCUUUUUGCCUAUGGGCAGACAGGCUCUGGGAAGACAUAUACUAUGCUGGGGACUCCGGCGUCUGUUGGGCUGAUACCACGGAUAUGUGAGGGUCUCUUCAUCAGGGAGGAAGACUAUACCUCACUGCCUUCCUCCUGUAAGGUAAAAGUAAGUUUCCUGGAAAUCUAUAAUGAACGGGUGCGAGAUUUGUUGGAGCAAUCUGGUCAAAAGAAGUCCUAUACCCUACGGGUCAGGGAGCAUCCAGAGAUGGGACCAUAUGUACAAGGUUUAUCUCAACGUGUAGUUACCAACUAUAAGCAAGUAAUCCAACUCUUGGAGGAGGGAAUUGCAAACAGAAUCACAGCAACCACCCAUGUUCACGAGGCCAGCAGCAGAUCCCAUGCAAUCUUCACUAUCCACUACACGCAGGCAAUCCUGCAGAACAACCUCCCUUCUGAAAUUGCUAGCAAGAUCAACCUUGUGGACCUAGCAGGCAGUGAAAGAGCAGAUCCCAGUUACUGUAAGGACCGGAUUACUGAAGGAGCCAAUAUCAACAAGUCUCUUGUGACUCUGGGAAUUGUCAUCUCCACCUUAGCCCAGAACUCCCAAGUAUUCAGCAGCUGCCAGAGCCUCAACAGCUUAGCCAGCAAUGGUAGUGACAGUGGGAUUCUUAGCUCUCCUUCUGGGACCAGUAGUGGAUUAGGACCCUCCCGGAGGCAGUCUUACAUCCCAUACCGAGACUCUGUGUUGACCUGGCUGCUGAAGGACAGCCUUGGAGGCAACUCCAAAACCAUCAUGGUUGCCACCGUGUCUCCUGCACACACUAGCUACAAUGAGACCAUGAGCACUCUGAGAUAUGCAUCCAGUGCCAAAAAUAUUAUCAACAAGCCACGGGUAAAUGAGGAUGCAAACAUAAAGCUGAUUAGAGAACUCAGAGAAGAAAUUGAAAGACUGAAAGCCAUGCUGCUGAGCUUUGAACUGAGAAGCUUCACUUCAUUGAAUGAUGAAAAGGAUAAAAAUCUGAAGGAGCUGGUUCUCCAAAAUGAAUUGAAGAUAGACCAGCUGACUAAAGACUGGACCCAGAAAUGGAAUGAUUGGCAGGCCGUCAUGGAGCAUUACAGUGUGGACAUCAACAGGAGGAGGGCAGGGGUGGUCAUUGAUUCCAGCCUUCCACACCUGAUGACCUUGGAGGACGAUGUGCUCAGCACAGGAGUUGUACUCUACCACCUCAAGGAGGGGACAACAAAAAUAGGAAGGAUUGACUCAGAACAGGAACAGGACAUUGUCCUGCAGGGUCAGUGGAUUGAGAGAGAUCACUGCACUAUCACCAGUGCUUGUGGAGUAGUUGUUCUCUGGCCUGCCCAGGGGGCCCGCUGCACAGUCAAUGGGCGUGAGGUCACUGCCUCCUGCCGUCUGACCCAAGGGGCUGUCAUAACCCUGGGGAAAGCACAGACAUUCCGAUUCAACCACCCAGCAGAGGCUGCUGUCCUGCGGCGGCGAAGGCAGGUUGGAGAGGCUGUUGGUGGCAGUGGCUCUUUGGAGUGGCUGGACUUGGAUGGAGAUCUUACUGCCUACCAGCUGGGUCUCUACCCUUUGUUCUGGAAGAAAAGGAGAGUACUUGAAGAGCAAUGUGACAAGGACCAUCAGCCACUGAGGGAUAGAGAGACAUCUCACAGGGCCCAGAUUCAGCAGCAGCAGUGCUAUGUAGAAGGUUUGAGGCAACAAAUCCUAGCAGAAGAGAUUAGAGCUGAGAAGGAACUGGAAUUUGACCAGGCUUGCAUCAGCCAGCAGAUAAAAGAAAACCAGCAGUGGCUGCUCAAAGAAGAGACCUGGUUGGCCAGCUUGCAGCAGCAAGAGAAAGAACUUGAGGCAUCCGUGGCACCUGAUGUUUGGCUUCAGCUAGGUCCUGAGACUCAGCCAUCCCCACUUGUCCAAAGUCAGAAGAGAGUGGUGCAGCUGCAGCUCCUGCAGAGACAUACUCUUCAGGCAGCAGAGCGAAAUGUCCGGCAGAAAAAGGUCUCAUUCCAUCUAGAGAGAAUCAUCAAAAAGCAGAGGCUACUAGAGGCCCAGAAGAGACUGGAGCAACUGAGGACAUUGUGCUGGUUCCAAGAUGACAGCAGUCAGGAGCCGCCUUACCAAGUCCCCAACCCUGAUGUCACAGUCCCAUGGCCUCGACAUAGAAGCAGAUCAGCAAGUUGCAGUUCUUUGAGCCUCCGAAGGCUCUGCAGCCAACAACUGCCUCAGCUACGCAGUGUUUUCCUGAACUGGGAUCCCCCCACCAUGUUACCAUCUACGCCUGACCCUACUCACCAAGUAUCAGAGAAAACACCAUCAGAAGAGCAUUUGCCACAGGCUGCUUCUUACAUUCCAAGGAAAGGGCGUCUUCACAAGAAUGGCCUCCAUUUCUCAGGCCAGGGGCAGCUCCACACAACCAGAGGAGCCUCGGCCAGGAAGGGAGCUUCAUCUCCAGGAACUCUUCUCACUGUGAGCUCCAAGUCUGUCAGCAUCCAGGAAAUAGAGAGAGUGGGUAAACAGCCCCUUCGGAUGAUAUCCCAGAGCUUAGCAUCUCUGAGCCAGUCGGCCAACCAGCUAAAGCUGAGGGAUGAACCAAAGACCCUCACCUCUGUCACCCAGACCAAAAGGACUAAGGGACGCACACAGGCUGAGUGGCGAAAAGAAAGGACCUUUGGGACCCACAAGGCUGCUAAGGGAGCAAGUUGCUGUUCCCCAUAUCCUCAUGGACCCAAGCCAGCAGCUGGAUGUGGAAAGGCAGCCAAGACUUUUCGGGCAGAAUAUAAACCACCUUCUCCUAGUAGGGCAUCAAAAAGGCACCAGAGGAUGCUGGCAGCUAGGGUCAAAGACAUUACCAAAAAGUCCUCUCAUUUGCCUCAUGGCAGUCCUUUGAAGAGACAACACAAUCCAGGAGACCCAGACACCAUGGCCCCACUCACAGAUUUCAGCCCAAUAGUGGAUAAUGCAAGAGAAAAAGAUGAUGAUUUAUCUGACACAGAUAGCAGUUACUCAGUGGAUUCUCUCUCCUGUGUCUAUGCCAAAGCCCUGACAAAACCGUUAAAGCCAGAGCACUUGCAGGGGAAGAAGUGGGAUCUCCCAGAGCCAGAAAAUUCUGAAAGUGAUGACAGCCAAAUAUCUGAGGACUCACUGGCUGAGAAGGGAUACCAAAGCCCAAAAGACAGUCCAAGGGGCAGUCAUCCUACCAAUGACCCUGGCCACCCCAGGACCAGAACUAAAGCCUCUGUGAGGGGCUUCACUGUGCCCUUACAUAGUGACCUACUUGCUCAAGCUCACAGGAGCAUUUCCUUGGAUAGCCUGAUUGAUGCUGAGGAAGAACUGGGGGAAAGUGGAGAAAAAGAGCCCUUCUUUGGUUCAGCUGAUGAGAUACCCACGGAGACUUUUUGGCGCCUGCAGAACUCCAGUCUGCCUGUGGUGGACCAGGAAGCAAUGUGUAGGCUUGGUCCCAUCAACCACAGAACAGAAGCUAGGCUGGAUGUCAUCCUGCCAAUGAGCAAUUCGUUUUAUCUAGAUCCCCAGUUCCAACCCCACUGUAAGCAGGAUGAGUCAGAAGUAGAGGCAGGCUAUUCUGAACAAGCCAACAUCGUCCAAGGCCUGCAGCCUUCAAGAGAGAGCCCGCUCUUGUCCAUGGAUUCCUGGUUCUCCUGUGACUCUAAGAUCAACCCCAGUAGCCCCCCAGGAAUAGUGGGUUCUUUAUAUUCGAGUUCUGAUGUGCAGGAAGUUCAGCCUUGCAAUGAAGGGAGGCCUGGAUACUGUCUAAAUACUGAAGAACUAAAGCCAUUAGGUGCAGAAACAGUGCUGCUGUAUAGCUCCAAAAUGCCCCAAGUUGGUACUGAGCUACCCUGUAGCGUAAGAGAUGAGUAUACAACCUCUGCUUUUGAUACAUCCAAGAUAUCUCUCUGGAGAACUCAAAGAUUUCUUCAACCAGGAGCUGAAGACACCUUUCAGGGCAGCUAUAUCCCUGACAUGACCCAGCAGGGCAGCUCUGAAGCAUGCCACAAUUCUAGUGUGUCAAGUGUUCUGGCUGCCUCUACUACCUCAUUCACUCGUGAAGGCAGUGCUCAAGAAAGAGAUUGGGCUACCCUUCAGCAAAAGUACCUCCUUGAACUCUCUAAUCCUGUUUUGGAGGCCAUAGGUGAGCCUGAAUCAGCUUUCCCUUGCCAUGAGGAAGAAUCUGGUUCCCUGGCCCAAGCUUCUGGCAAAGGAGAAGAUACUCUAUUGCCAGUUGGUUCUAGGGUGUCUACCAAUCUGAAUUUCAACAACUUCUCAGUCAAUUUGUCCAGAAUUAGACAUUUGAGAGCAGAGAAAGAACAGGGCAAUUUGAGUGCCAAGUUAGAAGGUGCUUCAGAUUUCUUUAGCUUUAGUGAGAAAGAGGUGAGUUAUAACGAAACUUAUUCAGCAGACUUAGAAUCAUUGGUUUCUGAAUCUACAAAUGUACAGGUCUUUGUAGCAGAGAACAAGAUACCAAAUUCCAUGAUAGAAGCAUGUGAAAUUAAGCAGAACAACUUAGAAGAGUGCUUUCAGGGAAAAAGGAAAACUGGACCGAUGACUUCCUCUGAUGAGUAUUUUUUCCAGAAGAACACUUGUCACAAUAAUGUCGCCACAGCUACCAAAGCAGACCAUUGGCCUCAAGGCUGGGCUCCUCUCAGGAAAAAUCAUAUAGUCCAACCAGGGCAAUUAAGUCCCAACAGAAAGGGCCAUCAACCCCUACAGAAAGAGAAGGAAGAUUGCCAAGAGAGUGCUAAGGAAGUAGUUGGAAGACACACAGAUGUUUCCUUUGCCUUUUCUUCAGGUCCAGAGCUAUACCUCCGCUCUGCUCCUUGGAAUUCAUUCUCAUCCUCCCUGCAUCCACCUCUCUUGAAAACAUUCUAUGUGACCAAAAGCAGGGAUGCCCUGACAGAAACUGCCCUAGAGAUUCCAGCUUAUAGAGAAGUAAGGGUGCCUUCCCCACCCCCCAGGGAAGCCUGGGGCUUUGGGCACAAUGACCAAGUCCUCCAGAAUUCUUAUUCAGAGAAGAAGUUGCCAGGGCUGUUACAAAACCAGAGUUCUAAGAUUACUUCAUCUCAGGAGGCCACAGCAGAGAGACCAGUUGAUCUGAAUACUGGGGAAGUUAUUGGAGAAUUAGGUAAAUACCCUGGAAAUAGUAAUGAAGAAAGCCAUGAUUCAGUUUAUUUUUUUGUUGCUCAGGACAGACAUUUUCUCCCUUCUGCAAGCACAAAAGUAUGUGAAUUUGAAAAUCAAGAUGGAAUUCUAAACAAAAAACACAGUCUUCCAGCAUUUGAGGAAGAAAAGGCCACUGUGCAGUCAUGUUGCAGUGUUUCACCAGAUAGCGCUGGGUCUGGGAAGCCUCUCCUCCUCAUUUGUGAGUCUGAGACAGGUGGGGAAGAAGAGCAGAAUCAGAAUACAGUUCUAAGGCAGACCCAGACCUAUGAUAUAAAGAGACAGUUUCCUUCUGGGGCCAGGUCUGACUUGAUCUGUGAAACCAUCAAUUUAGGCCUUGAGAGGGACCUGCCAGGCGAAACUGCUGUUUCUUUGAUGUCCAGAUCAGUAUGUAAUAGAGUGAACAGCCCAGUGAUAGUGGUCCAGGAUGAGAGUCCAACCCACAAGUGGGAAGAGAAGAGUGAAACUGGUUUUCUUGGAAAAGCUCUUUAUCCCAAAGACAACUCAGAAGAGUUUAAACUUCCAGGGACAGUGUCUACAUAUGAAAGAUUCCAGUUAGUUACAUGCUCCCAGGAAAGAAACUCCAGUGAAUGCAAGGCCCCUGGAAAGUUACAAGAAAUGUUAAGCCCCAGAGAAGAACCUUCUGGAAAUAAACAGAAUAAAAAAGUUAAUAAUGCUGAUGAAAUGGCUAAACUAAUUAGGAGUGUGAUGCAGCUGGAAAAUGGCAUCUUAGAAAUUGAAUCCAAGCAGAAUAAGCAACUUCCCGCUUUCCACACGUUGGGAGUCAAUAAGAAGUUUGUGUUCCAGGACCAGAAGGAUCAGGAGAAGGCUGACCCUGUCCUUGGGCAAGGCAGCUCUGGAAGCCAUUUGUCCUUCAAGGAUCAGCCAUCUUUUCCAAGAAAGACAAAGGAUGUUAUCUUUAGGGACAGUGAAGCUAGAGAAAUGGAGGUUAACAGUAGCACUGGGAACAAUUCCCAGAAAAACCCUUUCAUGUCAAAGGAGUAUGUACAAGAGAGUGCAUCUGUGAGAGAGCACAUACACACAGCUGGAUUAGACAGAUCUGCCAGGGACAUGUGUGAUUCUUUAGGGACAUGCCCAGAAGAGUUCACCAACCCUUCUCCUUACCCAAGGAGAAUGAAAGCAUCGGCUAGAGCUCUGCCAUUGCAGCCCAGGCCAGAAAGGUCUUCUGAGAAUGAUGGUAAAUUGCUUAGAACAUCUGCAAGCCUCAAAGGGCAACCUUGGGACUUAAGAUGUCUUGAGGAAUUGGAGACUGUGAAAGGUUUUCAGGAAAGUCAAAUUGUAAAGCACAUAAAUAGUUCCAAGCAAGAGGAACCAAAAGCUCAAGGCAGAGUUGAAGAAAUGGCUAUACAAAGGAGUGGUAGCCUGCAGGAUGAGAAUAAUAUGGCCUCAUUGACUCAGAAACUUCCUAGUCCAAGCCAGCUUUGUAUGGGCACACUUUUUAGCUAUGAGAUGGUCUGUCCAUUACUGAGCCAAAUAAACCUCUCUACAGAUCCUUCUCACCAAGACCUGAGUAGUACCUUGCCCUUGAAUUCUCCAAGGCUGCCACGAAGCUGUCUUUAUGCACCCGAUGCCGCAGGCAUCUCUUCAGUUGACUAUAUACUAGAUUCCACAAUAUUGAAAAUUCCUAACAGUCCCUUGGUGACUGGAGUAGAGCAUCAAGACCAGAGUGGAAAGACUAGAAGCCAAAGCCCCGAGGGAGAUGUUAUUAGUGGCUCCUUUGUGGCACACACUGCUUGGUGUGGGUCUGUGAUAUCCUUGGCCAUGGGAUCUCAUGAUCAGUCGGGUGCACCAGAGAGUAUUCCCCUGCGGGGAGAGAACAGGACAUCAGCAUGCACCAGCCCCCAGGACCAAGGAGGGAGCCUCAGAAUCACCUCAACAGGUUUGAGUACCACAGAAGGUUUUGCUUCUGAAGCUGAGAAGACUGUACAAAAAGAAAUAGGAGGCAGUUCCCUGAUAAGGGUCUCUAGCCAGCUUGAAAAGAGGGUCAGCUUCUCCUUAGAAGAGAACGAUGACCAAGGCAGGGAAGCAAGGCAGAAGGAGGCCAAGGACCUCAGACUUACGAGCAGUGCUUUCUUAGCACCUGUUUCACUGCCAGGGGUACCUAAUCCAGAACCUAGGCUAUUGGAACCCUCUGUCAACAUAUCCGUGUGCCCAGCUAUCUUGGAGGAGAGCAGACAGGCAAAGGCCCAGAGAGAGCAGCUUAAUGAUUUUGUGACUGGAGGGACAAUUCUUCCUUACUAUGAAACUUUAAUAGAACCUGAAUGUUCUUUACAGGUUGCUGGCAGGCCUCAGUGUAAACAAAUGGACCAGUCAUUGUUAGACAGGACUAGGAAUGCGGGUGAAGCUCAGGGAUUUUGUGUGACAUCUGUAUCUGCUGAACCAGGACAUCUAUCAACUGAAGAGAAGAAAGUCCUGGCCACACCCCUCUCUGAAGACUGCUUUCAACCUCUGCCCAGUACUGAAAUUGAUAGAGGGUCAUGGCAUCCUGCACAGGCCUCCUCCCAUACUGUCCCUGCUCUAGACAAAAAACAUUGUACUGGAGAACUGAUACAUUUCCUGGGAGCAAGUGAACCAUUUAUAUAUCACUCUAGUUCUUCUGAAAUCACAGAGAAAAAGAAAGAAGCAGCCAGAACAUCUUCUGCUGAUCCUUUGGUUUCCGACAAUCUUCUUUCUUUAACACCUGUGGAGGGGGACAGGAGGGUGAUAUCAAAGGAGGUGAUGACUGCCUUAUCUUCUCAGGCCCUUUGUGAUGAUCCUGGAGUGAUUCUGCAUGGGCAAAGUCAGUCAGUUCCAUGGGAGACUGCAGAGGGCCUGCCCCCUGGCAGCCAGGACAGUAGCCCAGAGCACCAGGAACCCAGAACUCUAGACAUCACACACGGAGGAGGGUCCAGUGACUUCUUAGUGUCUGUACAGGGAGAAAAAACUGCCCAUUUUGGAAGUCAUUUGGUGAUCUGUGAUGUUCAGAAUUCUACAAGUCUCUCAGGACCUAAACAAGACCAUGCCCAGUGCCUUGAGGCUUCCUUUGGCUUAGAAAGGAGAACAAGUCUCAAACAAGGUACUGUUCUGCCUGGAGCCCUGAGAAGGGUUGAACUGGAAGCUCCUGCACAGCAGUGUGUGCAGUGGAAGGAGAGUGUUAAAUCUGGGCUGACAGAAGCCUGCAGGGCUGGCAGCAAACAUCCCAGGCCAACUCCAUUGCCAGAUCAAAGACCUAGCCCACAUCCUGGGGGAGUUAGGGAGGAAGCCCCAUGCAGAUACCCACAAGAAACUUUAGAUUGCCUUGUUUUCUCAAGAAGCACUGAAGGCAGCAGGACUCUUAUUCCAUCUAGAGGGGAAGAAGAGAGCAGAACUCUUCCUUGCCAACAGCCAUGUAAUUCUCAACCCACUGCUACUCAUGCCUGUUCCACCCAUUUCUCCACUUUACUGUGUUAUAGAGAUGGUAACCUAGAGAAGGAGACUUUCAAGGCUGCCCCACAUACUGUCUACUCAUCCUGUGUGGUACCUUCCAUGGUCUGUAAAAUGGAUGAGAGAGGAGAGAGCUCUUCUGGGGAACCUGACAUGCACUUGGCACAUGGCCUUGAACCCAAAGACAUUAAUAAGGAAUUUAGGCCAACAGAGAGUAGCACUCUUGAGCCUUCUACUGUGGCUGCUGUCCUAUCUCCAGCUCCAGGCUGCAACUUCCCUUCUGCCCCUGAUGUGAGGACAAGUUCCUUCAGCCACUCAGCAGCUGGUGAAAAUUCAAGGUCAGUAGAGGUUCUAGGAAAAAAAGUUGCUGAGAAGAAAGCCAGCACAGCACUUGAGGCUGUCCCUUUCCUUGCAGACAUGUACUCUGAGCCACUGAGGCAGUUUCAGGACAGCUCUGUAGGUGGCCUGAAUGCACAAAUGUCUCAAACCAACCCAAAACCACCUGCAACAACUCAGGGACCACACACCCUAAAUUUAAGUGAAGGGUCUGCUGAGAGUGAGCCAGUGGUAGACCCCCAGCAUAGAUGUUUAGAAAAUAUCAUCAGAUGUGUUUCAGAAAAGCCACAACUUUCCACUGAAUCUAGGGCUCACAAUUGCUUGGGUCCCCAAGCCAAGUUUGUAGCAGGGUUAAAACAUACCUGUAAUCCCCAAGAUGACAAACCCUGGGAGGAGGAAGAGCAGCAGAGAGACCAGGAUUUAGGUAGUGGUAAAGUCCCUGCCCAGAGUAGGAAUCCUCCAUUUUCUGAGGGUGACCUGGAUCGCUGUCAGAUUAUAGAUGCUGGAAGAGAGGAGGUAGCUGAGUCCAAGACUUUCUCAUUGGGCUUUGAAGACCUAGCCGCUGUGCCCUCGAAGCAGCCAGCCCUCCACCACAGGCGCUCACUUCCUGUGAUUGCAAUUUUUUCUGGCCCCAAGCACUCUAAGUCCUCCCCCACACCACAGUUCUCAGUGGUCAGCUCAUCUCGAUCUCUUCAGGAGUUGAACUUGAGUGUAGAGCCUCCCUCCCCUACAGAUGAGAAUACCCAGGGGCCUAACAGAUUGUGGAACCCACAUCUCACGGACUAUUCCUCUGAAAAGUCAGUGGCAAGAACGUCCAUGAAGGUGGAGGACUGCAAUCAGAAAGCCUUGUCUAACUUGGGCGAUGGCACUGCUGAACACAGGCCCCUGAAACCUGCCACCCCUCCUUACCCAACAUCUUCUGCUCUCUCACACAUGCCAACCCCAGAUAUAAUGACCAACUGGAUGUCUGGUUCUUUGGAACAGUUCCAGCAGGGAAAGCCAGAGAAACUGGGUCUGCAGAUCAGGCCAAAGAAAUUGUGCUCUCAGGUGGACAAAGGAAUGUUGCACUUUGGCUCCAAUGAUAUCAAUCCCUCUGUCCUGCCCUGGUGUCCAGAGGAGCCUGUGCGUAUUGGCUGGAAGCAGUAUGUGUUUGGCAGUGCAGCUGAUGUCUCCUGCAGCCAGAAACCCCAGGGCCUGAUACCAUCAAAUGUGGCCCGGUGCUCCAGCAUGGACAAUGGCCUAGAAGAUGAGAACUCCUCAUUCCAUUUCCACCACAGCACUUAUGCCAGUACACGGGAUCUGUCAAGCACACACAGCAGCAUUGACAAUGCCCAAGGUUCAAAUGAGGCCAGAGAAGUAUGGAAUUCCUCAUUUCCCUUGGGAGGCCCCCAUGUCCUGACUGUUCCUGAAGAAACAGCCCCCAUUUCAGGUCCUGACAAGAGACCCCAGUUCAAGGGCUCCCCUGGUGAAACAGACUGUGUGGGGAGUGAACCCCUCUUGGCUGAGAGAAGUCCUGCAGGUCCAGUGGAUGAGAUUAUGUUGCUGUAUCCAUCAGAGGCAGGCUGUCCUUUGGGACAGGCCAAGACGAACACAUCUGAGCUGGGCACAAAGACCCUGGAUCGCAGGCUCCAUGGGAGCUGUACCGAUGUCUCCUCUGCUCAGCCUGAAGCCAGUGCAAUGUCAGCCUCUGAUCUGGCCUCAUGGACCAGCAUGCAUAACUUGUCUCUCCACCUCUCACAGCUCCUGCACAGCACCUCAGAGCUUCUCGGGAGUCUUUCCCAGCCAAGUGUGGCCGAAAAGGAGCAGAACACCAAGAGGGACACCCCAAGUGAGGCUCCACUGGCCCUGAUGAUAGACAGCUCUACUCAGACCACUGUGGAUGAAGGCAGUCAGACUGACCUGGCCUCACCCGCUCUGUGCCUCCAGACCUCAGAGUCCAAACCUCAAACAGUCAAUGUGAUCCUUGAAGUGCUGGGCUCGGAUAUCUCAACUGUGUCUCAAGAAAAGGGAGAUAUCCUAGGGGCACCUCAGAAGACAGAAGCAGAAGAAACAGCGCAGAAAAUGAUACAGCCCGCACAUCUUCAGGAAGAAAAAACUCACCACAAGCCCCAGAGCACUCCAGUAUCCUCAUCCCACCUGAAGUUUCAGAAAACCCCCCUCAGGCAGAAUGUUCCUUCUGUGAGCCCCCCAGUUUCUGAUGCUUUUCUGCCUCCCAGCUCCCUGCCAGAGGAAUCCUCUUGCAUGGUUGUCAGCAGCCCCAGCCCCUCUUACUUCCCAGGGCACCUCCCUAAUAUUUCAGAGUCCAUUGAGGAGCCUAGGGUCCAGAAGAAGCUGGGCUCCACAAGUGCCUUGCUGGUGGACAGGGCUUCCUCUCCAAUCCUCACUCUUAGUGCCAGCACCCAGGAGUUAGGUCUCCCCUCAGACUCUUUGACUCCCUCAGGCCCCUCAGCUUGCCUUCUUGAUUCCAGCCCAGACCUUCCGCUUGGUGCUCCCGGGCCUCCACUGGAUACUUAUGCCCAAACCACAGAUGAGCCAGGGGGCUCUCACAGAGCUGAGACUCUGGCUAGAGAAGGUCGAAGGCCCUUAGAAAGGAAUGAUGGGAGGUCCCUUCUUGAGUUGAGCUUCCCACACAGCCCACAACAGAGCCCAAAACUCCAAGUUAGUUUCUUAGGGCAGCCACCUCAGCAGCCUCAGUCCAGGACUACCAUCGGGGUCCAGAGCAGACUGUCACCUCCACCACUGGGGCACGGGAGCCGGAGGCUCGCCGACAGCUUUGUGCCCGAGGAAGUGGCUUCCCUAGAGCGUGGCCCACUGAAUAAUAGGGGGCCAAGUCAAUGGCAGAACAGGAUAGAAAAUGGGAGUGAGCGUUCAGCAUUUCCAAUGGAGCCACACCCCACUCUGGACCUGUCUUCGUGGCGAGGCCUCCAGCAUGUCAGUCCUUGCCCUACCUCUGAGUUGGCUAAUAUCGCAGGACUCCGAGGUUCGGCCUUGGGCCCACCUCAGGUCUGCCACCAUGAGGGGUUGCUGCAGCCCAGUUGCCAGAUGUGCAUGGACCCAGAGCCCCAGCAUCACAGCCUGAGGGACCUCCCAGUACAUAACAAAUUUAGUAACUGGUGUGGGGUUCAGAAUGGCUCUCCUGGGGGGCUGGGUGUGGCCGAGGAGCUGGGGGCCAGCUGUGAUCUCAGCUCUGGAAAGGAGAGCCAGAGGCCUCCACAACCUCUUGAUGACCAGAGCCAGGAUCCUGAGUGGCCCCAGAGGGCGCAGAUUCCCCUGCAAGUUGGGACCCAGAACCUCUCACUCAGCGUGGAACUCGCAGAAGCAAAACUGCACCAUGGCUUUGGGGAGGCAGAUGCCCUGCUGCAGGUGCUGCAGAGUGAGACAGGGGAGGCGCUUGCUGCUGAUGAACCUGUGCUGUCCACCUGGGAGACCCUCUGUGCUGGGCAAAGAGAAGCCAUCGAGACCCUGAGGAGAGAGCGGGCUGAACGACUGAGAAACUUUCGCCGGACACGAAGCCUCAGCCCCCAGAAACAACUGAGCCUUCUGCCCAACAGAGAUCUUCCCACCCGGGACCUUGACUUGCCCAGCAGGCGCCGAGAAUACCUGCAGCAACUGAGGAAGGAUGUGGUGAAGACCACCAGAAGCCCAGAGGCAGUGUCAAGGUCUGCUCACCCACCCUCUGAUAUAGAACUGAUGCUGCGAAACUACCAGCGGGCCCGUGAGGAGGCCAAGGUGGAGAUUGCCCAGGCCCGGGAUCGACUACGGGAGCGGACUGAACAAGAAAAGCUGAGAAUCCGCCAGCAGAUUAUUUCUCAGCUGUGGAAGGAAGAGGAAAAACUACAUACCCUGGUCAACUCCAGCUCCCUGUGUACCAGCUCCAAUGGAAGCCUCUCGUCUGGCAUCACCUCUGGCUAUAAUAGCAGCUCAGCCUUGUCGGGCCAGCUCCAGUCCCCAGAGAAUAUGGGGGACACAAGCCUGCCUGAUUCCAGGGAUGCCUGGAUAGGGGAUAGACAGGGCCGUUCUGCAGUGAGAAACAGUCAUCUGUACCUGGCUGGCUCUGCCUGGAAGAGCGCAGCCUACGGCCAUAGAGCCUCCCUGGGCAAUUGCUGCUGUUCUGCAUCCAGUCUGUUCAGCUUGGGGACCUGCUUUUCCUCCUCCUCCUACCAGGAUUUGGCCAAGCACAUUGUGGACACGUCUGUGGCCGACGUCAUGACUGCUUGUUCAGAUAACCUGCACAACCUCUUCAGCCACCAGGCAACAGCUGGCUGGAACUAUCAGGGUGAGGAGGAGGCGGUGCAGAUUUACUACAAGGUGUUUUCUUCUACUCGUCACGGCUUCCUGGGGGCAGGUGUGGUGUCCCAGCCGCUGUCUCAUGUGUGGGCAGCUGUGAGUGACCCCACCCUGUGGCCCCUGUAUCACAAGCCCAUCCAGACAGCAAGGCUGCAUCAGCGGGUGACCAAGAGCAUCAACCUGGUGUACUUGGUGUGCAAUUCCGCCCUGUGUGCGUUGAAGCAGCCACGGGAUUUCUGUUGCGUCUGCGUGGAAGCCAAAGAGGGCCACCUGUCUGUCGUGGCAGCUCAGUCUGUGUAUGACACAUCCAUGCCAAGACCCAGCAGAAAAAUGGUUCGAGGGGAGAUCCUGCCCAGUGCCUGGAUCUUGCAGCCUGUCACUCUUGAAGGGAAGGAAAUCACCAGAGUCAUCUACUUGGCCCAGGUAGAACUUGGUGCUCCAGGCUUCCCCCCUCAGCUCCUGAGCUCUUUUAUCAAACAGCAGCCGCUGGUUAUAGCCAGACUGGCUUCCUUCCUUGGUAGUUAGCAUCUCACCAUCAAGAUGGUACCGCUGAGAUGCAGCCCCAGGAUGUUCCAGAGACACUGUGGCAGCUCCUCGCUAUUUUCUGUACCCUGGUGUAAGAAGAGCUGAGGCUUUGCUAGCCGCUGUGCCCGACUGGGCAGACAGCACUGAACCAGGGUUGCCAGCAAAGCUGUCAGAACUUGGUCUCAGCUGGCGCCGCUUCAGAGCAAAUGGCCUGAGCUCCGGGCCUAGCUGUCUAAAUGAAGCUUGACUCACCUUUGGGAUUUCUCACCUUCAUUUCCUGUCUCUGGGACUCUGGCAGACAGGCCACCCAAGCACCUGGAUUGGGCAUGGCCAGCAGAGCACAGACUGCAGUGCUUUGGCAAGUUGAUUCCUCAGGCUGGUAGGGAAGCAAGCAGCUGUUGGCCAAGACGGCACUGAAUCUACCUCCAGCAUUCCACUCCACUGUGUGAUGGAGUGUUUGGAAAUACCAAAAUAGUCAGAAGGCUUAAAAAACAGCUGCACAAACCAGAACACUGAUUUAGAAUCUUUUCUCCCCCUUGAAUUUUUGCUUAUUGCUUUAUUAUUCGUUUUUACUUUUUUCCCCCCUUUCCUCCCAGGAGAGGAUGUUUGGGUCUCUGCACCAGCAUCAAGAGUGUUAAGUGAUGUCCUGUUACAGAGCUGUUAAUCUGGAGCUCAAACGGAAGACACUAGAGCCAGGUUGGACAGAUUUGGGUCAGGGUGGGAGUCUAGCCUUUGAGGACUGGGGGUGAGGGUGGCAGCGGAUGUUGGUUGCUAACAAGGCAAGAGGAAUUUUGAAGACAUUGAAAAUUAUUCUUUGAAGAUGGGAGAGAAGAUAAAUGUGCUCUCAGAGGAGGUAAGCAACUUGUUGAGAGGAUGCCUCCAUGCUGUCUUAUCUCAUUUGGAGGUGUGGUGUCUUGCACCUUAGCCUGGCUGAACGUGAGCUCUGAAUAUUCUAUAUGUUUACCUGGACGUGAUAGGAGUGGGAGAGAGCCCCAUCUUUAGUUCUGGUGCCCAAAUCUUUGGUAGAAGAGGGUAACCCUAUGGGGAUUGAGAUGUGGCAAAAAGGGUAAAUUUCUGUAGAGUGUGGCAGAAAUAUCUUUUUCUAAGCGUUUGCAGGUUUUUUUCCUCUUACCUCAGAUUAUUUAUAUAUUAUUGAUUGAAGGUUUUUUAAAAAUUUACUUUUAAACUUUUAUUUUUCUGGUCAAUUUUUUUUUGGUGACAGUGUACUUAACACUUUCUUUAUGUAUGCCCACCUAUUUUCAUGUAAAUCUUACUAAAAUUAUUGACCAAAAAGGUCAGAACAUUUGUAAAUUAAAAGUCCUAUGCAUCUUC